CGUCACUGAGGUGCGACCUGGUCGGCCGCCGAGCCGCUGCUUGCUGGUCUGAGCCCGGGGCCGAGGCGGCGUCGCUGACGCCUGGAGCGCGAUGCCUUGAACUUGGAAACUAUGUGAAGCAACACUUUCUGGAUUCUAAGAAACAUCAUUUCAUCAUGGGACAGCAAAUUUCGGAUCAGACACAGUUGGUUAUUAGCAAGUUACCAGAAAAAGUAGCAAAACACGUCAUAUUGGUUCGAGAAAGUAGCUCCUUAACUUAUGAAGAAUUUCUUGGGAGAGUAGCUGAACUAAAUGAUGUAACUGCUAAAGUGGCUUCUGGCCAGGAAAAACAUCUUCUCUUUGAGGUACAACCUGGGUCUGAUUCUUCUGCCUUUUGGAAAGUGGUUGUACGUGUGGUCUGUACCAAGAUUAACAAAAGCACUGGCAUUGUGGAAGCAUCACGGAUCAUGAAUUUAUACCAGUUUAUUCAGCUUUAUAAGGACAUCACAAGUCAAGCAGCAGGAGUGUUGGCUCAGAGCUCCACCUCUGAAGAAGCUGAUGAGAACUCAUCUUCUGUAACAUCAUGUCAGGCUAGUCUUUGGAUGGGAAGCCCUCAGAUAUUUGAAAAACGAAUCAAAUUCUCACUGAAUCUUCUGUUCUCCAGAAUAAGCACUUCCAGUUCCUUGGCCUGUGUUUAUAUGGCUCUCUUCUUCAUACUGGUGAAGCAGCUGACCGAUGAGGAGGAGUGUUGUAUCUGUAUGGAUGGGCGGGCUGACCUCAUCCUGCCUUGUGCUCACAGCUUUUGUCAGAAGUGUAUUGAUAAAUGGAGUGAUCGACACAGGAAUUGCCCUAUUUGUCGCCUGCAGAUGACUGGAGCAAACGAAUCUUGGGUGGUGUCAGAUGCACCUACUGAAGAUGAUAUGGCUAACUAUAUUCUUAACAUGGCUGAUGAAGCAGGCCAGCCCCUUAGGUCAUGACCUUCCAUGGGGGGAGAUCUUCCUUUGCUAUUGUGGGCUACAAAUACAUAGUGGUCAUGGAGGACAAAUGAAGGGAUAUUGUGGCAACGAUACAGAAAAAGCAAUUUUUCCCACCCUCUUAUUUUUGCUAUUGUGACAAUAUGUCCCAUUUUUUAAAAUAAACUUCCCAUGUCUUCCAUUUUGGUAAACUAAAAUUUGCUACUAUUGUAGAUCAUACUUCCCUAUUAGUUAACUGUUCUAAUGUGUAUUAGAACUAAUUGCUCUUGAAUCCUUUGCUAGCAGAUAACAGCAAUAUUUCCAGAGGCUUUUUGACACUACAGGUUUUCAAGGCAUGAGUAUUCUGGAAUCUUUUUUGUUAGGUUUAUAAACUUUGAAUGUUGAAAAGUUGUAGCCAUCUGAGAGAAAUUUUUAAAUGACUAAAAAUGUAGACUACAUCAAAGUGCAUGUUACUACUUAAAACGUCUUUCUGCUGGAAUCUAAGGAGUAUUUAUUAUGCCCCCUUGUGGUGAAUUAUUGCUCCUUUUACAAUUUUACUUGAAGUGUUCCACAAUUAUUUCAUAACUUUAUAUAACUUCAGUGUGUUUUGGAACUAUGUAUUUUUUAUUUUUUACUUAAAAAUCCAUUUUUUUUUUGGUUAUAUGAUACAGUUUAGUUAAGGACUAUAAAGUUGGGGCUUUGCCUUAUAAAUUAAUUUCUGCUGGAGAACCUUCUUGGCUGUCCUGGAAAUGCAUUCCCAAAGCUAGAUAACUGAUCUAAUUGACUUUUAUAAUGCUCAUGCAUUUGGGGAGUUUCAGAAGGAAAUUUUUCUUCAUCACAAAUACUAACUUUUGUACUUCUAAAUUAUAAUAAGUCAUUCAGUGUUCAUUUAUGGUGCUUUUAUUUUAACUUGAAGGCAUCUCUCUGGGUUUCAUAGUCCCUGAUUUUCUUAGAUUAAGAAAUAAGGAAAUAGGAUGAGGCUUUUUCACCAUAUUUACAUAAAACAUCUCAGAAAACUAGAAGAUAAUUUGGCUUUCUUACUGCUUCACUGUACUUCCUUUGAAAAUCUCCCAAAGAAUAUAAUAAUGAUGAAAUUAUGGUCUUAAUUAGCACCUCAACCAUUUCUUUAGAUUUUUGCUUAAGAAAUAUGAAUUUUAACAAUAUUUCAUCAUAUAGUAAAACUAGGGCUUGAAGUCUCCUUUAAAAAAUAUUUUAACAUUCCAUGCAAAUUUUGACCUAUUAUUAACAAGUUACAAAUAUUCCUGUUUUUCUAAGUACCAAAAAUUUAAGUUGCUACCUAUUGAUGACAGAAAUUUUUGAACGUUAAGAUUUUAAUAGGGCUGGGCAUGGUGGUCCACAAUUGUAAUCUCAGUGACUCUGAAGGCUGAGGUAGAAGGAUUGCAAGUUCAAGACCAGCCUCAGCAAUUUAGUGAGACCCUGUCUCAGUAAGAGGAAUUGGGGAGGUAGCUCAAUGGUAAAGCACUCCUCAGUUUAAUCCCCAGUACCAAAAAAAAAAAAAAAAAUUAAUGGACAUGCAAAUAAAAUAAAAUCCAUUUCAAGGAAAAAUAUCUGGCUAAUAACUUGACUCCUGAUAGGAUCAGCUAAUUACCAAAUAGCUAAACACUCACUACUGGGUGUUUAUGCAAGCAGAAUACUGGAAGCUCUAUCACAUCAACAUGGAGAUGCACUUGGAUGAUUGUGUAACCUUGAGAAAGUGUCUUACUCUUGUUGGUAGUUUCCUAUUUUAGAAACAGGUUUUUAUCUGUGGUUUUCAUACUACUACUUCAGCAGUGGAAUCCUUUUUUUCAAGUAAAAAAUCUUAGAACCCUUAUAUACAUAUGCAUGCACACAUUCUAGCCCACUAUAUUUCAUAUUUUUUUCAUUAAUAUAAAUUUCCUUAUAUAAACUUUAUGUACUAUAAUUACUAAACAUUAGGUUAACCAAUGAAAACACAUAGUAAUGCAUUGGUAAUACAUAUAUUAAAAUUUGGUAACAAAUUUGUACCAUGAGAGUUGUUUUUCUUUUUUAAAUCAAAAAAAAUUUAAAAUUCCAGUCAAAUUUGCAGGUUCCUAAAUUUUCUCCAUUGAUUCCUCUUAUUACAUGGAACGUUUGUUAUUUGAAAACCUUAGGAUAAGUGAUCCUCUGAGAUGUUUUCCAGAUCUAAAAUUUUAAUUGUCAUUUUGCAUUAGACUGAGUUUAAUUCGGAGUGUCUUAAUUUUAAAACAUUUCUGAAAAUGAGCAAUGUUGCUUUCCAGGUUUUUGAUCUCUCCAGGUAUAGCCAAUGAUUUUAUCCCCCAGGGUCACCUUUAAAGGAAUUAUUAAACAGUGACUUGAUAUUGCAUAUACCUUUUUAUCUUGCAAUAUGAACUCCAAGACACUAACUGAUCUACUGUGAAAUAUAAAAAUGUUUUUUAUUAGCCUUAUUAAAUGAACGUAGUUCUUUGCUCACUUUAUUAAACUGAGUGAUAAUUCUUAAGAUGUGAACUUUAGGUAGGUUCUAUUGUAAUAUCUAAUCAUAAUCAUAAGAGUUGUAAAUUUGUUUAAUGGACAAAAUGUAUGCUUUUUCUAUUCUGUACAGCUUUGUCUUUUUUAAAUAUGAAGUACUUAAAUGCACUUACUAUGAUAGGAAAUAUGUGUGCCUUCUAGGAUUUGUGAAAUGGUCUCAUGUUAUUCUGAGGAAUUUGUUUUGUAAGCUAUAGUUUUCCCUUCUAUCCUAACUCAAUAACAAAGGGUUUACUUAUAAUGCUGUAGUACUUUAGUUUGAGAAAAUGAGUUUGACUCUGUACUGAAUUUAGAGGUUGAGAAUAGCAGCAUUUUAGCAAUUUUAGCUAAAUGAAGAGAUUUCCUUCUUAUGUUAUUUCACAUUCUUCUAUGCUAAAUAUUAUAUUCCUUAAGAGAGGACUAUUUGUGCUCUGAGAAUUUGUGAUGUUCAUGUGCUACGUUUUGAGAAUAAUUUCAAAUUGGACUUGAUUUUCUUAUAUCCAAUAUACGUCUGGAUAAUAAGGCUAUUUGGAAAUAUCUUUCAGUUCAGUGAUUUUUAACAUUGGGAAGGUAGGUUCAUUAAAAAGCAGUCUGAAGAAUUUACAUUUUAUCUGUUAUGUUUUAGUUUUAUGUUAUGUUUUGUUAUGUUUUAUUAUGUUUGUUAUGUUUUGUUGAUGUUUUGUUUGUUUGUUUUAUUGGAAGUUUACUUGGUCUAUCCAGGAAUAAGAAAACUAAUUGGAGAUUAGAGAAAUCAGCUGAUAAUCCACACUGACAAUAUAAUAUAUAAUAUUGGCAGUAGUAAUAUUUUGCCCUAUUUGACAGUAAAAAUAAUUGAUAAAAUA
Messenger RNA from Marmota monax (woodchuck), 4255 nucleotides. It is a transcript of the gene Rnf141, whose product is annotated as ring finger protein 141. NCBI's taxonomy places the organism in Eukaryota, Metazoa, Chordata, Mammalia, Rodentia, Sciuridae. Bases 156 to 956 code for a protein of 266 amino acids. The record is from RefSeq and is a predicted model, not a curated record. The transcript has 7 exons. Gene Ontology annotation, biological process: protein autoubiquitination. Gene Ontology annotation, molecular function: ubiquitin-protein transferase activity.